Molecule: messenger RNA, 661 nt
Organism: Magallana angulata
Lineage: Eukaryota; Metazoa; Mollusca; Bivalvia; Ostreida; Ostreidae
Exons: 5
Coding region: 64-543 (159 amino acids)
Source: RefSeq, a predicted model, not a curated record
UUCCGAGCUCUGCCGGAAAGGCCCGAGAAGUUGCGAUUGGAUCUAGUGACUUAGAAAGGAUUUAUGGUCCAGUUGGGCUUUCCCCUUUCCGCGCAGAAGCAGAGAAAGAAGAGGUUUGGCGUGACUAAGGUUUUUACAAUAGGAAGAAAAGCGACUGUGAAAAUAUUGUACUUGACAAUGAAUGCGGAGAAUAAUUAUACUAAAGGUGGUGGUUCGACCGUUAUCACAAGACAGCCAAUGGAAUUGGGAACUUCAGAAUUUAAUUUCGGAAAUUCUAACGUUGCCAGUAUAUUGCAACCAGACCGGAAGGAAAAUGCAGACUGUGCCUAUGGUUUUGGAUUUUUGACAUGUUUCUGCUGCAAUAUUCCUGUUGGUCUUCUCGCCUUGUUGCUUGCCAAUCAAGCGAGCAAUAAAUUCGAAGAAAAGAACUAUGACAAAGGAGUUUUCUUUCGGAGAUUGUCCUAUCUAUUUAGCUUUUUUGCACUGUUGCUUGGGAUCACAACACUCGUUCUGAUAUUUACCGGAACAAUACCUUUGUUGUAGCCUUUAAAUCCGAUGUAUUAUAUUUUAAAGACCUGAGCAUCAUCUUUUUCUUUAAUCAUUACAAAUACUACUGUUUGUUAUGAUGCAUGAUUUUACAAUUAAAAUAAAUUAAAAUUUC